UUAAUCUUCUCUGAUCUAGAUCUGAUCUUUAAAAUCCACAGCGUACAAGAAAGUUUAUUGAGCACUGUUAACUAACACUGGAGAACCAAUUUAUUCCAAUCUAAUUUUUGAAUCAGAACAAAGCUCAGUGUCUUCAAUGAAGUUAGCACAGCAAGAACGGCUCAGAGAAACUAGCCAGUAGGACUGUUAUUGCUGGAUCAUCAUGGCCACCAUUUCUCUCCUUAUGUAUCACUGUUCAGUUUUUAUAUGGUACUUUUUCCUCGCCUAUUUACUUUUUUCUGUUGGUACAAAAGAUCCACCAGCUGGAGUUUUUCUGUAUGGUGGACAGUGGAAAUACUUGACAGUACUUAAUGUGGUUUUGCAGACACUGUUUUAUGCUGUCUCCUUUUUGACGGAUCUCCUGCUUCCAAUAAGAGGAAUUAAAUUAGUAAAGUUUGUUAUCUAUUGCAAAGACCUUAUCUUCUCUGUUCUGGCUUUUCCAGCAUCAACUUUUGUGUUUUUAUCCUUCUGGGCAUUGUAUACAUAUGACAGGCAGUUGGUCUACCCUGAAGGUCUGGAUAAAGUCAUUCCACUAUGGCUGAACCAUGCCGUGCACACAGCUGUGUUCCCUAUUGCUGUCUUGGAAAUUGUAACAUCACCACAUCACUAUCCUCCAAAGAGAAAGGGACUCACUCUCUUGGGGAUUUGCUCAGUAGCGUAUCUAAGCUGGGUUCUGUGGAUUUACAUUGCUGACGGAAACUGGGUUUACCCUUUUCUGGGAUUAUUAAAUCCAGUUGGUUUUAUAUUAUUUUUAUUAAGCAGUAAUAUACUGGCUGCAUUGGUGUACAUUGCUGGAGAUACUCUGAAUUAUCUAGUUUGGGCAGGAGAAGCUCGACACAAGAAAAUGAAAUCGUAAACCUACUUGGCAAUGCAGCAAGCCCUCCAGGAAGAGGGGAAUGGAUGUGUUAACAUAUCCCUUUUCCUAUAAUGUAGAGCUCAGUAGCAAUCAGUCAUAACUGACAGCAUGUGAAAUUGGUCUAUUAAAGAACAAAGAAACAGUGAAAGCAUAAACCUUGUCCACCUAUUGAAUUGAAAACGACACAUUUUUGUGCCUUGUGAACUCAUUAUUCUGAUUUAAAAAUGUAUUUAACAAAGAACAAGUUCAAGUCAGUCUCCGGUCUUCUGCUCCAGGAAAUAUUAACUGAAAAAUCUUCACUUGAGUUAUAAGCAGGUUGCAGACCACAUAAAAAAUGUACAGGAAUAAUUAAGCAUUCACAUUUCCACAUUAAGGAGUAAUAAGAAGUGACAACUGCUUGCGUUUAUGAAGCACUGUCCGUUCACACCAUAGAAGAACAUACAUUUGAAGAUGCAGCAGAUUUAUUUACGUAGUGCCAAAAUGUAUAUAUGGAAAAAAUGCCUUAGCAUCACUCCAUAUGACCAAUCAGCAAUAUAGAGACUUGCUUAGUGUACUGUUUUUAGUGUUUAUUGAAGUUGUAGCAUUUGUCAGUUGAAUGACAAGUGGUGGCGCUUACUAUUAGUGGAGGGUUCGACUCCACUUGAGCAGAAGUUAAUGCUCCAUGUACAUUCUAGGCUAAGGAUCUUGUUAUGUUGCAAACAUCACAUUGCUUCAAUUGAAGUAGCUUCUUAAUGAAAGUGAAAAAUACAUGUACGUAAAAAAACAAGUCUUUUUACAAUGUGUAAUAAAGGUUGUACACUCCAGUAAAAAUGCAUACAAAUAUACUUCUAUUAUUUCUAAAAGAAUAUGGAAUUUGUUUAGUUUGGUUU
Molecule: messenger RNA, 1764 nt
Organism: Rana temporaria (common frog)
Lineage: Eukaryota; Metazoa; Chordata; Amphibia; Anura; Ranidae
Gene: ADTRP
Product: androgen dependent TFPI regulating protein
Exons: 6
Coding region: 203-895 (230 amino acids)
Cellular component (GO): membrane; endomembrane system
Source: RefSeq, a predicted model, not a curated record